GGCCCGGAGCGGCGCUGCCGGGAUGGGAGCGUGAGAGGGGGCGAGCCCGCGGCCGGAGGAGCUGCGGUCUGUCUCCGGGGCUGCUGCCGGCGGGCUCGGACCCGCCAUGGAGCCGGUGACCAGGUGGAGCCCGAAGCAAGUGGUGGACUGGACUAAGGGCCUGGAUGAUUGCCUGCAGCAGUAUGUCCAUAAAUUUGAACGGGAGAAGAUAAAUGGUGAACAGCUGUUACAGAUUUCUCACCAGGACCUCGAAGACUUGGGUAUCUCACGGAUUGGACACCAGGAACUAGUUCUAGAGGCUGUGGAUCUCCUGUGUGCACUGAACUAUGGCCUUGAAACAGACAAUAUGAAGAAUCUGGUUCUCAAGCUGCGAGGGUCAUCCAACAAUCUGCAAAACUACAUCAGCAGCCGUAGGAAAAGUUCAAAUUAUGAUGGAAAUACCUCUCGCAAGCCCCCCAAUGAAUUCCUUACUUCUGUUGUAGAGCUUAUUGGUGCUGCUAAAGCCUUGCUUGCCUGGUUGGACAGGACCCCAUUUACAGGUAUUGCUGACUUUUCAUCAAUGAAGAACAGAAUCAUUCAGCUCUGCUUGGACCUCACUACUACUGUUCAGAAGGAUUGCACUGUGGCUGACAUGGAAGAUAAAGUCCAGACUGUGGCCAAGACUUUAAAUGGCAUUUGUGAUAAAGCCAUCCGAUCGACUACAGACCCCCUGAUGAGCCAGUGUGCGUGUCUGGAGGAGGUCCAUUUAACCAACAUUAAACCUGGGGAGGGCCUGGGAAUGUACAUCAAAUCAACUUAUGAUGGAUUGCAUGUAAUUACUGGAACUACAGAAAACUCUCCUGCUGAUCGCUCCCAGAAGAUUCACGCUGGUGAUGAAGUGAUCCAGGUUAAUCGGCAAACUGUGGUUGGAUGGCAGCUAAAAAAUCUGGUGGCCAAGCUGCGAGAGAAUCCUGCUGGAGUUAGGCUGCUGCUUAAGAAACGUCCUACUGGCUCUUUUCAUUUCACUCCGGCUCCGCUGAAGAACCUGCGCUGGAAACCACCCUUGGUGCAGACCAGCCCUCCACCAGCUUCAGCUCAGUCACCAGAAGGCACGGUGGAUACCUCACUGAAGAAGGAGAAGCCAGCCAUUUUGGAUCUGUACAUACCCCCUCCACCAGCUGUGCCGUACUCUCCUCGAGAUGAAAAGGGGAGCUUUGUGUAUGGAGGAGGCAACAAACGCAGCCAGCCACUACCUGGGUCCAAGGGCGCCGAGUCUCCCAAUUCUUUCCUGGAUCAGGAGAGCCGAAGGCGAAGGUUUACCAUUGCUGAUUCAGACCAGCUGCCUGGGUAUCCCGUGGAAGUAAACAUCCUACCAGCCAAGAUGAGAGAAAAAACACAGUCCUACGGAAAACCUCGUCCUUUGUCAAUGCCUGCUGAUGGAAGCUGGAUAGGAGCUGCAGAGCCCUUCUCUAGGCCACGAGGAUCAGGGAGAAAAGGUGAAGAUGUCCUCUGCAGGUACUUCAGCAAUGAAAGGAUACCCCCAAUCAUUGAGGAAAGCCCUUCCACGCAGCACCCGCUCUCCAGGCCAGUGUCUGACAAGCACUUAGUGAGGGGAACAGAUUAUAUUCGAGGCAGCAGGUGUUUUGUGAAUACAGACCUCCACAACAGUGCAACAAUUCCAUUUCAAGAGGAAGGUGCUAAAAAACCAUCGGUUACAUCAUCCACAAAAUCCUCCUCGGCAGAGCCCUCGCUGCUGGUCAAUUGGAUCACGAGACUGAAAUUGUUGACUCAUUGACUCGUCCGCAGCGCUGUUCCCAAGUGCCUUUGCUCGUUGGUCAGACUGCAGCUGAACUACUACCUUGCAGCUGAACUGAUACACAGUGACUAAUGCGUUAGUCUUUUCCUGGAGAAUCUUACCCUUUUGCCUUUUUGUGUCAUUUUUGAUGGAUCGGGGUGGUUUCAUAGUGCAAGGAGGGAAGAAAUAUAAAGAUCAGGUUCCUCUUCCUGGCCAAAAACUGAAGGCAUUUAUUCCUGUGGAAAUGAGUAAAAUUUCAGUGAGGUAGAGGCCACACAUGACCUGGAAAAUGCUUAAUGACUCAGAGGAAAGCAUUGCGUUACUGUGAAGUCCCGUGGCACUUUAGUUGUCUGAAUGCUCAGAGGCUGGUGCAACUGGCAGGGUGUUAGAGUAUGCAGAGCUCACAGAAGCUGUCACUCUCCUGAGUGGGAAAAUAAGGAGGGAAACAGCAGUUUCGUGCAACUUGGUGAUGCUAUUUCAAGUAUUGCAUGAGAUCUACCUUGUGAGGAAGAAGUGUUACUGUUCUUUCUCUGAUAUCCAGAGUUCCUAUGAAGUCUUAGGAAGAGAGUUCUCUUAUUCAGAGAUUUUAGGAAGUUGGACUAAUUUAAUUAUAAACCAAUCCUACCUUAUAUAUAUAUAAUCUAUUUUAUUGAAGUCACAGUACAAAUAUGGAGCACUGAACAGCUGCAGUGCUCAUCUGUAAAGGUAUAUGGAUUGCUACAACAUGCCAAGGAAAUGCAUCUGUAAGAGGUGGUGAAAGAAUAUAUAGUUUUUCCUUAAUUGUUUAAGAAUGACUUGCUGUUAACCAAAGUAACCUGUUAAAGACAGUCCUGAUGGACUCAUGAGAACUUCUACAGUGGUUCAGUUUUUGAAUGAUGUGUUGUUUUUAUGAAAAAUAUGUGCUAUCAUACACUACAAUUGUAAGACGUCUUGCUAUUUUCUAUAUAGCUCUAAUUUUUACCCCUCCAGAAUUUUAAAAUAGCAUUGGGUAUUUUGGGAGGAAGAUAAAACUUGCUUAACGAAAGAGGAGGAUAUUAAAGAGGUAUUGUUUAAGAAGGAAUGUACAUAAGAUUGUUAGUGUGCAAACAGUUGUGUUUAAAGUUAUUUAAAUGUUAAAUAUAGUUGUAUAUAUUUUUACAUUUAAACGGAUAGAGUUUGUACCUUCCUGUAUUGAGGUAUUUGGCACAGCUUAGUCAAAUGAAAAGAAAAUAAGAUUUUGUAUUACCUUCUAAUUAUAAGACUAACUAUUUUUGUAGAUGAUACAUUGCCAACAGCCUCUACUCCUUUGGUCUUGCUGAAAAGAAGGAUUUAUAUUCAGUAAUCGGUGGGGAAAGAGGGAAGUUAAAUGCCAGUUUGCACUUAGGGGCAGUAAUCACAUGUGAUAACAGGAUGUUAAAAACACACUAAUUCUGUCUGUGAAGAUGUCACUAUUCUACUGCAACGAGCUGAUGAAGUUGUGCUACAGCCCAGCAGAGACUGACAGGGUAUUUAAUUCACUUCUCAAUUAAUUAAAUUUGACUGAGACUCACUAAUGACUGGAGAGGCUGGUUUGGACCUUUCUGAUCAAAGCAGAUAUGUCUGUCUUCUGCCACUCUCCUCCACUCUCUGAGAUGGCAGUCUGUACAAGAGACAUGGACUGCUGCUGUGCAGUUCAACCCAAACAGCAGUUUGGUCCUGCCUCCAAGAAAAGGGCUGAAACUGCUGUGUUGAAGGCUCUGUGGUGUAGUAUAGUGCAGCCUCCAAAGCGCUCAACUGUUCUAAAGGUGUUGUCUAAACAAGGCUUUUAAAAUAGAAAUUCUGCUCAUCUUCAUUGUCGUGUUUUCUGUGCUUUAAAAAUGAAUGGAGACCAUCAUACUUCACCUCUUAUUGUAUAUAAUGAAUAUAGAGGAUGCUCUACAGCUUAGGGUUAAAAAAAGUCCCACAGAUCUAGGAGUAAACCACAGCUGAUAUCUUUCUGGCUUAACCUGCAAAAAAUUCUGCUAUUAUGCAAAAAUUUGGCUCAUCUCUUAAUGUUGAAGGUACGUGUAUCUAUCAGAUGAAAAACUAUCUAGGCUACCUUCGUAAUGAGUACUGUGUAUGUUUCCAGAUACCCUGCCAUGGUGCAGUACUCCACAAUACUCUGAAUACACUGUCGUGGUGGCAAAACAGUGCAGUUCAUUAGUAAGGAUCAUUAACCCCACAAAAAAUGGAAAAUAAUAUUUAGUGCUCAUGCAUAUAUUGUGAGGUUCAUGCACUUUUGAAAUAUUGAGCAGGCUUCUGUUGUAGUCUGUAGAAAAUGUAAAAGCCAGUACCUUUGCUUUCUCUUACAUAACUUGCAAAAAAAAAAAAAAAAAAGUCAGAUUUUGGAUGGUAAUGUGUGAGAGGAAA
This is a messenger RNA of Parus major (Great Tit), 4141 nucleotides long. It is a transcript of the gene CNKSR3, whose product is annotated as CNKSR family member 3. The record is from RefSeq and is a predicted model, not a curated record. The coding region runs from base 107 to 1774 and encodes 555 amino acids. NCBI's taxonomy places the organism in Eukaryota, Metazoa, Chordata, Aves, Passeriformes, Paridae. Gene Ontology annotation, biological process: regulation of signal transduction. Gene Ontology annotation, molecular function: protein binding. Gene Ontology annotation, cellular component: cytoplasm; membrane. The transcript has 13 exons.